AUGUGGAUCUUGUACAGAUGCUGGAAGCCGAGUACUGAGCCAUCAGCAAUAAAGUGUCAGGACAAAGCCAAGGAACAGGCAAAGGUCCCACACAAGGUCACUGACCGAGAGUUUGAGAGACUCCGGUACCUGCAAGUGUUAGUGAACAAUUCGUGGCCGUACAUAACAAAAUAUCUGGAGAAAUUUCUAAGAUGGAGAAUUCAGCCGCUGAUCAGAUCCCGAUUUAAAUAUUUAACCAAUUUUCACUUCUUUGAUAUUGAUUUUGGCAAUAAGGCUCCACAGGUGACUCACAUGAGAGUUCAGUCUGAUCCAGAGAAGAAGCAGAUUCUCCUGGAUCUCAAAAUCAGUCUCAACGCAGCGGUGAUGGUUAAUGUUGGAAUAUCUAAGACUAUCAUGGCCGGAGUGAAGUCUGUGAAGCUGGAGGGAACAUUACGAAUAAUUCUGGCUCCGCUGAUACCAGACGUGCCCUUUACUGAAGCCGUGAACAUUUACUUCCCUCGGCGGCCGGUGUUACAUCUACAGUGGACAGGACUCACCAACCUGCUUAAUAUUCCCGGUCUUCACACCAUGACAGAAAGAAUGAUUGUGGACCAAAUUGCCAACUUCAUGUCUGACAUUUUGUUUUACUUGCAGAACGCACUUCGGAUUCAUGUAUUAGAAGCAAGAAAUCUCGUUGCAAACGACUUCUUCUCCAAGAAAUCAGACCCUUUUGUAGUUGUGCGCGGAGGAGGCACAGUUGGGAAAACCAGGGUCAUAUCUAAGAACCUCAACCCGCAGUGGAACCAGACAUUUGAGAUAUUAUUUUCAGAUUUACCAGGGCAGGAGAUUGAAUUUGAGGUUCUGGACAAAAAUGUUCAGAGAGAUGAUUCACUGGGCAGCUGUAAAAUUGCAGUUCCACAUGUGCUAAAGAAGAAAUUCAUUGAUAAGUGGAUCCGGUUGGACAAUGUGAAGUCUGGGGAGCUCCAUAUCAAGGUGGAAACUCUCAAACUCUUUUCAGACCGUGACAAGCUGGAGAAGGUGUUAAAUCUGAACAAAAGGCCGCGGCCCCCUAAGAGUGAGGAGUUGUCAUCAGUUGCCCUUUACACCGUCAUCCAAAAAGCCAGGGGUCUGCCAGUGAUACGGCCGAAGAAAUGCAAAUUAAACCCACUGGCCACCGUGGAAGUGUCAGUGACAGAUACAGUCAAGAGGACGGGGGCCCAAAUAAAUUCCGGAGAGCCAGAGUGGAAGGAGAGGUUACAAUUCCUCAUAAAGGACCCACGCGGCGAGAGAAUGCAAAAGAAUUAA
Molecule: messenger RNA, 1284 nt
Organism: Xenopus laevis (African clawed frog)
Lineage: Eukaryota; Metazoa; Chordata; Amphibia; Anura; Pipidae
Product: extended synaptotagmin-1-like
Exons: 15
Coding region: 1-1284 (427 amino acids)
Source: RefSeq, a predicted model, not a curated record